CCCCGCUCCCGCUGGCUGUAAGGAGCGGUGGGCGGGUGAAGAGCUCCAGGCCUCCCCCCGACAGCAGCCGAUCAGAGCAGCAGCCUCCGCCUCCUUCCUGAGCAGCCGCCGCCGCUUGCAGGCUCAGCCCCCGUCCAGACUCAGAGCAGCGGCGGCUGCACUUUGCUCCCCUUGCCAUCCAAAGGGGCUCCGCAGCCUGGACUAGCGCCCCGCUCCGCUCCGCUCCGGGAGCUGGCGGGAAGCAGAGGAGGAUGCGGGUGUCCCGCAGCACAGAUUUGAGAUAAUAAAUUUUCAGUAUGGGAAGGAGGAGAAUCUUGAAGGCUUGUUGAGCCAUGGAAAUGAUGUGUUCAAUCUGGAGUUGGAGGCAGAUGCAGACGUGCUUAUGCUGGGCUUUCUAUCUAAAGAAAUGGAGCCUAAAACUUAAUUGGUAAUUUCCAUUCUAAAGGAACAAAAAGGACUGUGCGGUUUUGAGUCUGCAGAUAAAUAUGAUGAAUAAAGCCCUUCUGCGUGCUCCUCCAAAUGGAGAAACAUGGAGCAGUCACUAAUCCCUGAAAAUUACCCCAGCAGGCACUCCGCCACUCCGGAGAGGUACAUGUCUGAGGAGACUAAGAAAAGACUGUCAUGAAAAGACAGCCAGGGUUACAGCACUCCAUAGUACCCACAGCUUCAGUAAAACAUGAAGGUGUCUUCCUUGGUUAAACGUCACCUUUAAAAGGAAACAUGGAUCCCAUAAACUCAACUGAACAAAAUUACACAUCAGAAGAACUGUUUAAAACAGUGACAUCAAAGAUUCUUGUUUCAUUUACUCUUUCUGUGCUGGCACUAAUGACAACGGCUAUCAACUCUCUGGUGAUGACUGCAAUAAUUGUGACAAAGAAGCUCCAUCACCCUGCCAACUAUUUAAUCUGCUCCCUUGCAGUCACUGAUUUUCUAGUUGCAGUCCUAGUGAUGCCCUUCAGCAUUGUGUAUAUUGUGAAGGAGACCUGGAUCAUGGGACAAAUAAUGUGUGACGUUUGGCUGAGCGUUGACAUUAUGUGCUGUACCUGUUCUAUCUUGCAUCUCUCUGCUAUUGCUUUGGAUCGGUACCGAGCAAUCACAGAUGCUGUGGAGUAUGCCAGGAAAAGAACACCGAAACACGCAGGCAUCAUGAUUGCAGUGGUGUGGAUCAUAUCCAUUUUUAUCUCUAUGCCUCCUUUGUUCUGGAGGCACCAGACAACCAGCAAAGAUGACGAAUGCAUCAUCAAACACGACCACAUAGCUUUCACUAUUUACUGCACAUUUGGAGCCUUUUACAUCCCACUGGCAUUGAUUCUGAUCCUUUAUUAUAAAAUCUACAAAGCAGCAAAGACAUUUCACAGAAGGAGCGUAAGCCGCAUUGUAAGAGAGGAGGUAAAUGGACAAGUCCUCUUGGAACCGAGUGAGAGAAGCACCAAAUUGGCUUUGACGCACUACACAACAGAUAAAACAUCUGAUCCCUCGACAGACUUGGAUAAAAUCCAUACCACAUUGCGAAGCCCUAAGUCAGAGGCCAAACAAGAGAAAACCUGGAAAAAACAAAGAAUCUCCAGCACGAGAGAAAGAAAGGCAGCAACUACCCUGGGCUUGAUUUUGGGCGCAUUUGUGAUCUGCUGGCUCCCCUUUUUUGUAAAGGAAGUUGUUGUUAACACCUGUGAAAGAUGUCACAUUUCAGAAGAAAUGUCCAAUUUCCUGACAUGGCUGGGAUACGUCAAUUCUCUUAUUAACCCGCUAAUCUAUACAAUCUUUAAUGAAGACUUCAAGAAAGCAUUUCAGAAGCUUGUGCAAUGCAAGCAAUGACAGAGUAUUUGGUCUUCUAACACUGAACCUGAAAAGAGAUUUUUUUUAAAAUAUAUAUAAUUGAUAAGACUUCUAAAGAGAGACAUUUGUUGUGUUUAGGAAAGACAUACACAUACAUGGCAAGGUGCGACUGAUACAAAGGUAAGCUGUAAAGAGACAGAUUCUCUGGGGUCAAUGUUGUGCUAGAAAAGGAGAGGUUCCGUAUGGCCCCAAUCCUGUAUAGAGACUUAUGCAGCUGCUUAGCUUUAAGCACACAAGUAGUCUUAGUCAACCACUUAUAUGCUUAAAAUUAAGCUCAUUCAUAAGUCUUUGCGGGAUCGGAGCCUAAAACAUCACUCACUCAUCAUACAACAAGGCUAAAUGCUGCGUUGCUUUGCUUAGGCAAAACUUACCGCCAUCAAUGGGUGUUUCGAUCGAGUAAAACACAGCCAGGAUUUGGUCCAUAAAGCAUUUGUGAAAAGGGAGAAUACCCCUUUUCAUUAAGGGCUCGAUCAUACCGUUUAAGCACAGGCCUGCAGUGGGGGCAGUGUGGAGCCACCCUAUCCCACGCUAGGUAGGGGGCACUCUUAGGAUAUGCAGCAUCCUACCAGAGCCUGCUGGGGUGCAGCUAUUGCCCUGACUCCUCACACCUCCUUUUGGGAUGAAGUGUACCUCUGGGCAUGCACUGAGGGACCACUACCCCCUUGCAGCACAGAAGCAACCUCCAGCUGUUCGCGAGCCUCGGCAAAGUAGUCCAGUGAGAACAAGCAUUACGUGUUUUCCAUGGUCUCUCACGCCCACACAAAGGACGGUCGCAAUCUUGACCUAGGUAAGAUGAACCAACAGCCGGAGCGCCUAGGAUGAGGGGAGUACAGUUCAUUGUUUAAAUGGUGACAAGUAGCAGCAACUGAAGAGUCUCUGAAGUGUCCGAUUGCAGCUGGCCAAGGUAUGGGAGUGCAAGUGGUGAGGAAGGUGUAAAAUGCCUCCCUGCUUGUGCCUCCUUCCCCAGUGACCUCAGAUGACAGGCACAAGCACAGUCCUUGUACUCCCGAUGCCCAGGGCUGCUCCCUGCUAACACCCCUUAGUGCCCCAGCCAUCUCAAAGGUGGGGUCGGGGUACAGCCCUAGCCCAGAGGGGCUGGAACAAUUUUUAUAGCGAGGAUGCAAGAGCCACUGAACCAAAAUAUACAUACAUGACCUGGAUUCCAUCACACACAUAUCUUCCCUGUGUAUGAUGGAAUCCACAUCAAGCUCAGGGGUGCAGCAGCACCCCCAGCACCCCUCAUUCCAGCACCUAUGGGUAUGCAGGGAAACUACCACCCCUGAAAGACUGUUGGUUGCACCCCCAAUGCAGGUCUGUGGCUAAAAGCCACAAUAGAGCCCCUUGUUAGACUGCUAUAAAAACUUCAGACCAGUGGUUCUUACCCUUUCAGGACUAAAUAUACCAGUUUGCCAGGCUAAGCCAUUGGCUUUAUUAGCCUGUGUUCACUGCCUACCACAUCCAACUGUGUCUUCUAACAGCCACUGGAACUUGGGCUACUCCUAAUGUCAAAGUCGAGUGCAAGCAGCAGCAGUGCGGUUCCUAGCUAACACAGGGCGCGGUAGUUUAGGCCAUCUGUUACAAAAGCCUGAAGUACAGUACUUGGUACCCAUACCCUUGGUUUGAAGAACUGUUGCUUCUAUAAAGUGUUGCUCAUCUUUAAUUUUAAGAGACAUAUUGCACUCAAAGUAUUACACACAGGAUUUUUUGUCUAACCAAAGGAAAGCAGUGUUGUUUUUCGUGUAUUCUGAACUCUAGAAUUAACAGCUUUUUGUAUUUUGUCAGCUAGUUACCAGCUGAGACAGCAACAACAUAAAAAAAAGAGGCAUUUCUUGCAAAACAACUAUUGGAUUCAAAGCUUGUUGUGUUUAGCUUAUGUUUCUGCCACUUUGAAUUUAUUGCCGGGGUUCCUGCCUCCACACCGAGAUUUGAUUGAGAGGUUACUCAGGUGUGUCAGACUAGCAACUGCACAUUUGCCUCACUAUUGAUUCCAGACAUACAUCCACCAGCUUGUCUAGGACUCCAAUUCAAAGCUUAGCUAUACCAUCUACGUAGCUGAGUUAGAUUUUAAAAACACUAGGAUAUGACAGAAUGGAUCGUGGCUGCAUAUAAAUACUUUUCAUGCUCCAGGUAACCCAAAGCAUCGCAGUGAGCGUACACUGACUCAGCAGCCACUCUGUCCUUAGCAACAGUCUGUAAUGUCCAAAUCCAUUGUGCUGCAAGAGAACAUCACUUGUCCCCUCCUCUCUGCAAACAGCGCCAUGGAAUCCAACUUUCAAAAAGACAAACCACCAAAGGCAUCUCCCUGUAACAUGUCAAUGGAAGGAUUUCACCUCCAACAGUGCAGUGCUUCCCGACUACCACCAUCUCCAGCUUGGAUAGCCUGGGGUGGGUCUUGAACUGCUCCUGGUCCAGGAGCUGCUAACCCAGAAGUCAGAGUGUUACUACCUGAGCAGUCCGUGGUGGAUCCCGUCCUUUUUCAGAGCUGUUGCUGAGGGCCAGAGUAUAUUAUUUUCACUGAUAAGGAACUUGGUGACACAUUGUGAAAGCGGAUGAGAGACAAAAAUAGGCAUUGCUGUUGGGGAGAAAGGUCCUGAAGCUAUCAGAUCUAGAUACAAUGGCUCAGGCUCAAAGAAUGGCACAAUAUACAGCUAAAGAGAGAGUUGUCAUUUUUGCAUCUUGCUAGUAGUAUACACUAACUCCGAUUAAGUUGCUAAACAGAUGCAGAGGUGGUUUCCUUGUAUUGUUUUCCCAGCGCUGCAUCUGCUUAUCAUUGAACACACCAGUAGUGUAAGAUGUGACACCAACAAAUCUAUGGUAAUUAGUGGGUAAUUUUCCUAUUUAAAAACAAAAAAAAACACCCCACUUGCAGAUCAUGGUGUACCAUUUCUUUAGUGGCUAUCUGCUUCCCAUCACUUGCAGUUCUCUAACAGCAUCCAGGAUCUCCCUCCUCAUACACACACACGAUUUGUUUCACCUCUGGUGUUUCUCCAGCAUGCUGUACGUGUAUGUAAGAGUUUAAUUUCUUCUUUGACUGAAGUAGUUCUGGAUCAGGUGAUUCAGUACCUCUGCUGUAUACAGCCUUGUGCUUUCACUCACACGCAAAAGUACACCCACAGCAGUAGGCGUACCCUGGCCUGACGUUUUGCUAGCAGAAUGGGCUACCUUGGUUUUACAUUUCAUUUGUUUUUAAAUGCAUGAUUUUAGGCAUCCAACUAAAAUUUGACUGCACUUAAGUCUCACUGAAAUUUUACCCUGUAACCUGCCCCUAUGAAAAGGUUCUUAGUAAAUGGGAAAAAGUGUGCGUGUAUGGAUAUAUAUAAAAUCAAAAUAGUAAGCUUUUUAUAGCCCCCUCCCCUCGUUCUCUGUCUGGAGUAAUUGAUAGCAGUAGUAGGUUGUCAUCCUCUCUGUGGACCAGCACUUGAGGGGGAUAGACACAGGGGAUUUCACAGCUCUUUGUUGGCAGUAGAGAAAGGGUGAGACUCAGGAACUUUGGGUUCCAUUCCAGGUCCUGGUGGGGAGUGGUCUCUCAUAGGCACAGACUUCUCCCCGUUCCAUCAAGUGUGACCCCUUCUGCUAGGAGGGGGUCACAGUUGGAUCAGCUCCACCCCCUCCAAACUGUCCCUGUCUUGUCUCUUCCACACCCCUGGUUCCUUGUCCUAGUCUCCUUGCCCAGCCAGUCACAGUUCCUCCCUUCCUUCUCCCCUUCCCUGGCUUCCAGUCCGUAUCUCCCUUCAGCAUCUAGUCUGUCUCCCACCACUUCCCGGCUUUUUGUCCUGACAGUCCCAGUUCUCCCCCCACACUCCAGUGCCUUGUCACAUCUUUCUUCCCUCCCACACGACUUCCUAGGCCCAGUCUCCUUGUCCGAACAGUCCCAGUCUUUCCCCCACCUCCUCCUCAGAUCUCAGUGUUUCUACCCAUGACCCAGCCAACUGCCUCACAGUUCCUUUCUCUCCUCCUGUCCACCCCAUUUCCCUCACCAGGUCUUAGUGUCCUUGCCCAACCAGUCCCAACGCUCCCCCUCCCCAAACUCUCAGUCAGUUUGUCUCCCCUUCUGCGGUCCCAAUCUCCUUUUCCUCCCCCUACUCUGCUGUUUGUCCCCUCUGCUUUCAAAUCGGGCAUCUUUCUCGUCCCCUGGGCACAGACCGGGGGGAGGGGAGUGUCACAGGCUCCCUGCUCUUGAAAGCAGCUGCCCAGCCUGACCCCAACCUGGAGGAUUAAUUAGAGGGAAAAUUCAGCUUUGAUGCUGGAGACCCGAGCAUGCUCAGUUCUGUGGGGAUGGCACAGAUGCCAUCUGAUCAGCAAUGGGAGCCGUGAGAGGCUGGAGCAUGCUCAGUGUGCAUGGAAUCUUUAAUGUUAAUAGACAAAAAUCUCUGAAGUCUGAACAGGUGAACUGUGAUUUUUCAAAGGCUUAGAACUAGGCUGGGAUGGAUUAGAUUUAAUUGGUAAACAUCCAUUUCACUGUGUAUACACCAAACAAACAAUAUUUCCAUUGAUGAUCAUUGAAAUUUACAGAUAAAUACCACUCUCUCUUUCUUUGCCUGAGAACACAGUUUUACUUUUUAUAUGUUGACAUAUGAUGUUGGCAAUUUGUGUUUUAACGGUUGAAGCUUCAGCUUUUUGAUUCUCAAUAUCUACUGUCAAUUGUGGAAAAUGGGAGGGGGUCAGAUCACAAUGGUGAACAUUUACAUCUAUAAAGAUCUUUAAAAAAAAAAAGAUUGCUUAGAAAUCAACUGAUAUAACCUAUCCACACGAUGAAAAAAAUAAAAAUUGAAUUCUGCCAAGCCUUGUGUGGAUUUUCAGAGGGAUACCAAAAGGGACAUCCUUGACACCAGCCACCUCCUUGCUAUAUUUCAAGUCCCUGCCCUAAAGCAUGGCCUCUAGAACUUUUCAAAGAAAAAAAUCUCAACAAUUUAACAUGUGCAAAACCAACAUUUUUCCUAGCCUCAUUCUCAGAAAUACCUGAGCCCUUUUGGGUGAAGUUUUCCAGAAAUAUUCAGCCUGAGACACCUACCUCACAUGGAACAUUUUAGCCCAAACGGUUAAGGUUUGAUAAAGGUAAAAGCAAUUAAAAACAGUGUCUUAUAUUAGGAAGUGCCAGGCAACCUUAAGAGAUCGUGCUACUAGUUCCUGCUAUUCUGAAACAAUUUGGAAUACUGAACAGUUAGUCCCCAGUUUAAAUUAAUUUUAACUGUAAAAAAUGAAGUAGUUGAAAAGGCCACACCUAGUAUGUGAGAGCAGGUAGUCUCAGUUGGGUCACUUUUUCCUCUCCCCAGGUUGCUUUAUUGUUCGUUUUCUCCCUGAAUGCCUCCCUGACCCCCCUUAGAAGGGCAUGAAGAUUUGUGUGCACGUUUAUUUUAGUGAGGAGGUCUCACUUGUAUACCAUUGUGAGCUGGGGCACAAUUGCAUCAAGAGACACACCCGUCCAAUCGAUCAGAGUGUGCUUUUGGACAAUCAGGAUCUGCAGCCAUCCUCUAAACUCUUAAUGCCAUUAUUUGCAGUAUUAAUAGUGCCAUCUUUGUAACAAAGAGGAAAAUCACUCAACAGGCAACUCCAAACUCAACAUAUUAUACCUGUCAGAAUACACUUGGUCUUUGCUGUCCAUGUGACUAUGACAGUAUAAAACCCUGGUUGUGGCAGUGUGAGGGAAGAUUCCUUUUUUCCCCUAUACAGGGUAUGUGAAAAGGACCGUGAGAAACCUUGUAAAGAUUAAAGGCAAACAUUUAAUGCUACAUUGCUACGGGUCAGAUCCUGCAACAGCCAAGCGGUUUUGCCCAAAGCAGCAAACCCAUUGAAUUCUAGGGACCAGGAUUGUGUAGGGCGUCCCGCUCUUUUGGCCCUGUGCCACUUCCUCUAGCUCCGAGAGAGUGCAGAGGCAGUUUUUUCUGGCAGCCAUAAGCAAAGACAAUGAAUCACACCUCCCCCAUCCCCCCCACGCAAAAUUAUACAUGAAUACACGCAUACCUAAUCCUGGAUCGGUCCCUGCUGACACAGAUAUGUUACAGAGAUGCCUGCCCACCGAUAUCCCCAGAUUCAGUCCACAUCAGACCCCCUUCUUGCCAUUAUGGCCACACAUUUGAGAAGCAGGAGGGGUAAGUUAGGAGUUAGCACAUGGCGCAGAGGGUAGAUGUACAGGUUUGGUCUUGGAGCGUUUCUUCAUGCACCGGCUGUGGGUAUGCAAAACCCCACAAUGCACCACAGGGUGGGAUUGGUCUCUGAAUAAAGGGGCAUAGUUAGAUCCAAGUUCUAAGCCUUCCACUGUUGCCAACCACAGGGUGCACUUAGGUCACAUUUUCAUGCUUUUUCGUGCAAUCAUGAGGGUUAUAAACAUUUUUGGAAGUGAAAUUUGAUUCUCUUGUGUAGCUACCUGGCUCAGGGGCUUUAUGACAUAUUAGGAGAUUUUCAAGACUUGGGAAACUUGAUGCAGCACAGGUUUGCCAAGAGGCACCAGGUUACAGAUUUUGAUCAUAUAAAACGGUGCAGAAAGAAGUCAGUAACGUCGGUGUGAAUAAUGCGGCACUAAACAGAAACUCAUCUGUGUCAAAAUGAUCUGGUGCCAAACCUUGUAGCUGAGCAAGUCAAUAACAUUAGUGGAGCAAAGUAACAACACUAGUACAAUCUUAUUGAAUCUGGAGUCUAAAAAACCAGAGGCUUCCCCUCUUUCUUACGUUCCAAUCAAUUUUUGUUUCAACUAUAAACCUUCGAGCCCCUGAAGACAUUUCUAACAGAAACAUUUUUGGAUAAAAGAAUAGUUGGCUUGGUUAGUUAAAUAGCUGACAUACUAACUGCAUAUUAAAAUUCUCGAGACAGAGUAAUGCCAAAAAAAGUAUUUAAGUGGUGAAUCACAUCAGUUAUUUGAGUGAUGAUAUUUUUAAUACAAUAAUAGUUCAAAUCACUUGAAUCCAUGUUUUAGGGAAGGUAUAAUUUUAGCUCCAGUUCUGAAGAUAUAAGAAGUUGCUACAUAAAAAAUGAACAGUAUUAGCAAAUAUGUUCUCAUCUCCACUUACAGCCCAAGAUGGCUUCUAGGGCCAUAGUAACUUGUCACCAUCCCAAAAUUAAAUAUUGCUUUCUUCUUUCUAAAUAUCCAUUGCAUUGAAACUCAAGUUAAUCUUUAUCCUUUAGCUUUUUAAAAACAGCAGUUACUCCUUUUUAUAGCACUAGUGAAACAAUUAAGGUGUAAUCAGAAGAACUAAUAAUUUUCAUGCUUUAGGAUAUAACCAGUGGUAGACAAUUUUUGCAAUAUCUAGAGCUUCAUUGGCAACACCCCAGCAUUUGAAGGCUGCACCUACUUAGUGGUGCCUGCUAGCGGCCACUCUACUUAAAAUUAGUUUCCAUUAUAUUACAGAGCUCCAAGGAUCAGUCCUCAACUAUUUGAGCUAAAAGAUCAGCCAUAGGAGGUCUCGAGUUCUUUCUGUGCUGCAAACAGCUGAUGGAAGAGGACAUGUUCUCCCACUCGCAUACACAAGCACACAGAUCCUGAAUCAGUGGGAACAAAGGGGGGUCUCUAGCCACCCACAACAAAAACCGCCACAAAUUACAACCUAUUUUCUUCAAAUGAAAACAGUAUGCAAUUUAAGGGGGCACAAUGCUGAAGAAUCUGAAGUGGUAGUAAAACAGCCAGCCAGUUCUAAACAUGGGGAAAGACAAAUAAGUAUGAAGUACAAAAUUCAAAUUAGGCUAUUUAUUUAUUUUUUUAAAUAACCUGUAUCUCAAGAAUAGUUUGAUGGAUUUUUCUUCCACAUUUGCCUUCAGGUUAAAUCUGAUCAUUUCCAAUGUCCCCAAUCAAUUCUCCAGGCGGGCAAUCUAUUGCAGCUAAAGCUGAACUUUACAUUAGAAGAUUCUUGCAACCUCGACUAUUGAGAGUCUUAUCUCCCCAUAAUUUCACUUUAUGAUGUCAAUGCACUGAAGAAAUAUUAAGUAACUAACCCUCACUGCCUCCCUUUGAGGUAGGUAGGUAUUAUCUCCAUUUUACAGAUGAGUGAAAAAGCACAGAAAAAAGAAAAGUUUAAUGCCCAACAUUUUCAAAAGCUUGGACAGCAGCAAAUAGUCACUUGGGUGCCAUCCAGGAGGCUGAAAGAUGGUGACUGGUCCACACCCAAGCUAACUGAGCAGCCAAUGGCUUGAGCAUAGGCACCCAGUUAGGUGUCCCCGUGAACUCCGGAAAAUGCUAAAGGUCUGCACCAGGUGCUCAAAAAUUAAUUGUACUAAGAGAAUGGACUAUGCCAGGAGGUGCAACAAAAGCUAUUUAAAUAGCAGCCCUGAUGGGUUGCUUGCAGUCUGUGCACCCUUAAACCAUGAUGGUGCACAGAGCAAUGACCCACAUACACACUGAAGAGAGAGAGAAAACGAACACAGGAUUUAGUGAGGGUUUAUAGAAUUAAUACAGGGAAGGAGGGAAAGUCAGGAUUAGGGCAGGGGCUACAUAAGGUGGGGAAGAGAUGGAAAGGGCUGUGGCUGACAUACCCAACUUUUGAGAGAGAGCAGGACAGCAAUGUGGAGAGGCCGCAGUGUCGCACCUAACAAGUUCCAUGUAUACAUCAUGAGGCACCGUGGAUUUUAAAAAAAAUAAUAGAUCUAUUAUACAUUUAAAAAAAAUAAACCUCUUUCAAAUGAAACCUGAUUUCAAUACAAAAUGGGUUAAGGCCUAUUCUACUUGUAAUCUCUGAAGACAUUUAAAUUAAAAAAAAAUAUGCUGAACCCAUGAGCCUGUAUCAAAAACGUUGCCUGAAAAGUCUGCUUGUCGAAAGAAAGAAAGAAUCAGGGGAAAGCAUCUAAACUUUUGAAACAAAGCUCUAUAAAUAAGGCACAAUAGGUCUUUCAUGAAGGGCUUGAUCUGGUAAGGGACCCAGAGGCAGUGCUACUGGUGCAAGAAAUUGGCAAAGUCAUCACAGGCAUUGGGACACAGCCUCUUACUCUAGGAGACACCAACAGGAUCAUCCACUUAGCCCAGUUGGGUGGUCUCAGUCUCCUAUUUUAUAGCAGCUCCCUACCUGAGCUCUGAUUGGCUCAGUUCAUAAAUUACAAAUUUUUUUACUCCAACCACCAUGGGCACUUACUCUCCAGCUCAUGGAAAAACACUGAUUGCUCGGUAACUACCAGACAUUGUGUCUGGGUGACUCGUCACUUCAAGUAAAUGGCCUUGUUCUGUGUCCUUGCAUGCUUGCAGAGAGACACAAAUCCAUUAAUUUCUCAACUGCCCCCCCCCCCGGUCUCUAAACAAUCAAAUACUGCAGUGCAAAAGGCAUGUAGGUUAUACGGGCAGAAGCCUUGAGUUGCUGGUAGUUGGUGUGUUUUUCUGGGGGCAGAGGAGUUCUUAACAAGGGAGCAGGAGCAGAGGGCGCAACCAGCAAGGAGCAAAACUGGUGCCAAAGCAGGACACCGGGGGAAGAAGAGACAACAUUCUUCAGAGUGCAGCCUCUAGUGUUGAUUUCAACACCUGGGAACUUGAAGGAAAAAACCUGCCAUGGGGGCAGGUUGUAAAAAAGACCCUGUUGGGGAAUAUUUUCAAGAAAUUCCUGUACCUCUGGGUAAAAAGGAGCAUGUGUCAAAUGUAAGCAGUGCAAGAAAGAGCUGCAAGGCCUGGUUGUCAGAAUAAAACAACAUGAUGAAAAAUGCUCUUCAAGAGGCAAUGACUUUGAAGAUGAUGUGGACAGGUCUGAACUAUCUGGAUCAAUUGGUUAGUAAACUUAUUUUUGCACAAUUCUUAUGGACGACCCACCAUGUCUUACUAUGUUGCUAAAAGAUACAUUUGUGUUUUGUGUGAUUACUUACUUCUGAACUUCAAAAUGUUUGUGUUCAAAAUAUAAUUAAUAUGUUAAUUAGUUGUGGGAGUAUUUAUCAAUUACAUUUUUACUGAUACUGCUGGACUUCUGAAGUGAUUUUUUUAUUGCUCAAUAGUGCAAUCAUCCUAGGUGAAGAUUUCCUGUUUAAUAGUAAAGUUUUAUUAGGCACUUAUGAAUUUUAACAUAUAAAAAGUGUUUUCCCCCCCCAAUAUGUUUGGUAUGGUGCUAGAGGUAAGGGUUCAAACAGAUUUAAAUAAUCCUUACACUAGAUUAAGUAUUUUCAAUAUAAACUGGGUUUAGAAUUAAUUGUAUUGCUUCAACAGGGUAUAAAUAGCUGCAGUAAGAGGAAUCUUUCAUUUACAAUCUCAUGUUUUUAAAGCAGUGCACUGAGUAAUACUAAGGGAGUGACCGUGACUUUUUUUUUUUUACCAUAUUUUUUUCCCAGAGUCCAGGUUACACAUAAGGGGCUACGAAUGUCCAUCAUCUGCAACUUCAGAGUCAUCUGCCAACACCACAAGCAGCACGGCAACUACACAUUUGUCAGACAGUAAAUUACCUGUAAUAAAAAACACCACACAGCCUUUCGUCAUCAUCCGGUAACACCCUAGAUGACUUAAUAAUCAGGACCAGCAAAUUCCAGCAAGACUCCAGAGAUGAAAAGAUUGCUUGGUUCACUUUUGCAACACAUCUUCCUUUUUGUCUUGUUUAGAACAAACAUUUCAUUGAUAAGUUUCGCUCAUUACGACCAGUCAACGCUCCACCCAACAGAGCAGACAUCGCUGGAAGGUUCCUGGGUACAAUCUAUAAGAAGUAAACUGAAUAGUGUGCAAUAAAUAUUGACAGGAAAUUCAUUAAAUUGAGUCUUGAUGGGUGGAGCAAUAUACACAAUGAUCCAGUAGUCUGUGCUUGUGUGACAACAAAGACGGAGUUCUCUAUCUUACAGAAACAAUUGAUCCAUCAGGAAACAUGCAUUUAGCAGAACAUUUAAGCAGCAGUAAAAUCGAUAAACUGUGAACAAAAAAUUCAAGUGUAUACCUUUGUCAUAGGCAAUGCUGCAAAUGUAGCAAAGAUGAAACAAAAUCUAGAAGAUAAUGAAGGAAACCUGAAACGUACAACAUUAUGGGUACAGUGCUCAUUUGACGCAUCUUUUAGCCAAAGACUUACGUACAACUCCAAGAAUAAGAGAAAACAUUGCUGAAAUUGCAAAAUAUUCUCAUCACCACCAGUUCGCUUCAGCAAAGAGAACAGCAGGGUCUAAACUAAUUUUCCUCUAUGAAGUACAAUGGAAUUCAGUGGUUGACUGUUUUGAGUUAUUUAUUAAGAAUUGUCCUAUUCUGAUGACAAUUUGUGAAGAAAAUUGCAACAAAACAGAUGGAACUAUUAUAGCCAAAGUAGUCAACAUCAGACUAAAGAGAAUAUACAUGAUGUACUGAAUAUACAGAUAUCUAUUUCCAUAGCCUUAAACAAACAGUAGAACGACUACUGCUGUAUUGCUGAAGUUGUUGAAAUUUGGAAAGAACUUUGAGACAUUAAAAAAAGAAAUACUCAACAACAAAGUUAAAUUGCAGGCAGUAAAGAAACAAAUGGAUCAAGCACUUACUGCACUUAAUUUUCUUGCCAAUUACCAGGUAUAUAUGUAACUGCUGAAGAAGCAGCAGCUGCUAUGACAUGGGGUAUCACCAAUCAUACCAAUAAUAAAUUUCAGGGCUGGACGUGAACCAUUCAAGCAGUACAUGUUUGCUGAUGAUGGUUUAAAGAAAGUCACACCACUGAACUGGCGGAAAUCACUAGCUAAGCACCUGGAACCAGAUUUUGAUGAAGUGCUAAACCAGUUUUAGACAGCGGUAGCCUCUUCUGCAGGUACAGAAAAAAUAUUCUCUUUAUUUGGAUUCAUUCAUUCCAAACUGAGAAAUCAAUUGGGAGUUGGAGAAAAAACAACAACAGAAAAACUUGUCUGUGUCUUCUAGUCCAUGAAUAAGAGUAAGGAGGGAGAGGAUGAGAUGUACUAGUUGAAAAGUUUGAAAGACAGUUUAGAGUAACUUAGGAAACAAUCUCAUUUUCAAGAGACUUGGGCAAGUAGGACCUUAAGUUCCAGUCACUUUCACUUAGGCAUAUUUGAAAAUUUGCCCAGGCUGACCCCAAAUAACCAAUUUAAUUCACUAACUACAGUUAAUCCUUCUGUUUAAUAAAUCAUUUAGCUGUAAAUGUGAAAUGUGUUUUGAUGAGAAAUUUAUGUAUCCAAAACAUUUAAGGUUGUUUUGUUUAAUAAAAUAUAUUUUAUA
Molecule: messenger RNA, 13897 nt
Organism: Chelonia mydas (Green sea turtle)
Lineage: Eukaryota; Metazoa; Chordata; Testudines; Cheloniidae
Gene: HTR1F
Product: 5-hydroxytryptamine receptor 1F
Exons: 5
Coding region: 721-1815 (364 amino acids)
Biological process (GO): adenylate cyclase-activating adrenergic receptor signaling pathway
Cellular component (GO): plasma membrane
Molecular function (GO): G protein-coupled serotonin receptor activity
Source: RefSeq, a predicted model, not a curated record